AUGAGAGCGAAUGCAUUGCGUCACACGUGCACGAUUGUACCUCGACGCUUUAGGGCUGAGUACUUCGUAGAUCAAUUGCGGAAACCAAAAAACUUAUCGUGGAUCCUCUGCUUAGUAGCGUUUACAUUAACGGCUACUAAAUGUGAACCACCUGUAAACAGCUAUCUACCUCCUAGUUCAGGGUCUGGAGGAAGGCCAUCAUCACAAUAUGGAGUUCCAGGUGGAAAUCAAGGACCAUUUGGUAGGCCUAAUGCUUCUGGACAAAAUUUAGGAAAUCAGCCCGGAACUGAUUACAAUCCUUCAGGAAUAAGUUCUUCUCCACCAGCAGAAUACGGAACACCAGAUCAAUUUUCUCCAGGAUCUCAAAGAGGAGGAUCACGUGGAUCUCAAGGACGAGGUCAAGGAUCAGUGCCCAGCUCUCAAUAUGGAAGUCCUAACCAACAAGGCACUAAUGGUGGAGCUGGGUCUUAUCGUGGACGUGGCUCAUCACAGAGACCAGAUUCUGCUUAUGGGACACCAAACGGAUUGCAGGCUUUAGGUGGUUUUAAUGCUGGGCCACAAGGGCAAGGAUCUCGGCAACCGUUUGGAGGAUCACCAUCGUCAUCUUACGGCACCCCUGAUUUCGGUAAUGAUGUUAAUAGUAUGAAUCAAAAUUAUCGUGGAUCAGGGGUAGAUGACUCUCAUGAGCCAGCCAAAUAUGAGUUUAGCUAUGAGGUAGAUAAUCCGGAGACAGGUACUAAAUUUGGUCAUUCCGAACAGCGGGAUGGAGAUGUAACUACAGGGGAGUACAACGUAUUGCUGCCCGAUGGUAGAAAACAGGUGGUUGAGUACGAGGCAGAUCGAAGGGGCUUUAAGCCCCAAAUACGUUAUGAGGGAACUGAUGGUGGAAGCGGAUCUGGAUUUGGACGUGGUGGACAAGGUAGAAAUCAGGGAUACCCGAGAGCAAGUGCCAGUGCAAAUGCUUUUGCUGGCAGUGAUGCUGGAUAUCCCGGGUCCGGUAGCAGAGGAAGUGGGCCACAAGGUGGUAGAUAUCAACAACCAGGCUCUGGUUCUUCUGAUUAUCCUAGUGGAGGACCUGAUCAACAAGGAUUUGGUAUACAAGGUCCAGGAUAUCCUAGAAGCGGAGGGCCUGCUGGCUAUCCUGGUGAUGUAAGUGGGGGUUAUCCCGGAUCUCAAGGAAAUAGAGGUCAGAAUGGCAGAGGGGGUAUUUCAGGGGAAGGCUACCCAAGUGGAGGUCCAAAUGGACCUCGUGGCUCUGGAUAU
Molecule: messenger RNA, 1263 nt
Organism: Brenthis ino (lesser marbled fritillary)
Lineage: Eukaryota; Metazoa; Arthropoda; Insecta; Lepidoptera; Nymphalidae
Source: the annotation of a GenBank genome assembly